AUGCCUGCUAUCACCAUCAUUAACAGCCAAAUCCCCGCCGGCCUCCAUCUCCAUGCGAUGGAGAGACGAGGCAACUGGGCAAGCCAACACCGUGGCAUUGUGCUUGUCUUCUGUAUUCUGUUCCUUGUUGCAAUCGGUAUCGGCGGUUCCUCGAUUUAUCAACGAUACAUGAAGAAGAAGGCUAAGGAGGCUUCCCAUAUUCCGCCUCGCUAG
Messenger RNA from Penicillium taxi, 213 nucleotides. RefSeq lists its product as uncharacterized. The record is from RefSeq and is a predicted model, not a curated record. The coding region runs from base 1 to 213 and encodes 70 amino acids. The transcript has a single exon. NCBI's taxonomy places the organism in Eukaryota, Fungi, Ascomycota, Eurotiomycetes, Eurotiales, Aspergillaceae.